Candidula unifasciata is the source of this 11385-nucleotide messenger RNA. NCBI's taxonomy places the organism in Eukaryota, Metazoa, Mollusca, Gastropoda, Stylommatophora, Geomitridae. The record is from the annotation of a GenBank genome assembly.
AUGAACCAGCUGGAGAGAGAUGAAAGUCUGAAAGAGGUGGAUGUAGUGGGAGUAUGUCCCACUGAAUACAGGGUAACACAGAAAGGUUGGAAAUCAUCACAGUUCACAAAGAGCAAGGAUCUUCUGGGAUGUUCUGAUCGCCAUGACUACAGAAUAUCUCUUCAGUCGACACCAUUCCGCUUGCCUGAUGCAAUUCAAUCCCUGCCCUUGCUAAAGGGAAGCCACAAGUGCACCCAGAUUGUAGACAGAGAAGGUUUUGUUCAGUCCUCAACGUGUACAGAGUCACUUGUAUUCAGGCCAUUCUCCAAACAUGAGGCAGGUGCCAGAACAGAGAUCAACCAAAAGUUGACAUAUACCACAACAUCAGCUGCCUCAGUGAGAUUAAACGACCCUGUGACAAGCAAGACAACACUUCUGUUUGAGCACAAGCAGGCACUAGUCAGCAGUGACCAAACUCUGUGGUCUGCUAGGCAAAAACUGACAGAACUUUGUCGCAUCACAGUUCAGGACAUUCUGCCUGAAGUUCCUGGUCUCUUCGCUGACUUGGUUUAUCUUAUGAGAGGCCUAGAAAGCAAACAGCUGUUGGAUCUAGCAGACAGAGUGCAAAGAGGAAAUAUAUGUGAAGACAAUAAGAGGAAAGCUCAAAAGUUCUUCCAGGAUGCUCUGCCCAUGGUAGGAACAUCCGACUCAAUUGAGGUGAUGACUAGCAUGCUGUUAUCACAGGAGAUAACUGGCACACAAGCAGACGUAUGGAUUACUUCCCUUCAUUUUGUUCAGAAUCCAAAAGAGACUAUGCUGCCCCAUCUUAAGAAUCUGCUGCUGUCAGAAGCUCAUCGAAUGUCAUCACUGCUGCCAAUAACAACACUUGUGAACAAGUUUUGCCGAAGCCAGUCAAGAUGUUCUUCACUACCUGAAGUUCAGAACAUUGUCGAUAUCUUGAAUGAUAUUUUAGGAAGCAACUGUCAGUCAGUGGAGCAAGAUCUGCUUUUAAUGACCCUUAGAGCUGUAGGAAACUUGGGGUUUUCGGAUUCCCUGGCAUCAACACUUGAGAAAUGUGUGAAAAACACUGAUGCUGCAGUAAAUACCAGAGUUACAGCUGUUCAAGCUUACAGGGGACUAUCUUGUGGUGUUGACAGAGGAACUGUUAUGGAUACAUUUGUAAACACCAAUGAGGAUUCUGAGUUGAGAAUUGCAGCCUACCUUGCAAUAAUGCAGUGCUGGGAUGAAAGGUUCUUAACAGAGAUUAAAAAUGCCCUGAAAAAGGAGGAAAUCAACCAAGUAGGGUCAUUUGUCUGGACCCAUCUGACCAACCUCAUGGAGUCAUCCAGUCUUCACAAGCAGGCACUGAAAGAUAUACUGAAUGAUGAAUAUCUGGAAAAAGAAUUCAAUAUGGACCGCCGCAAAUACUCAAGAAAUUAUGAAACUUCAUUCUUUUCUGAAAAGUUUGGGUUAGGAGCUACAGGAGAAAGCAACAUAAUUUGGUCGUCUAAAUCAUUCUUGCCAAGGUCAGCCAUGGUUAACUUGACUGUUGACAUACUGGGACAUUCAGUCAACCUCUUUGAGAUUGGAGGUCGAAUACAAGGUCUAGAAACACUGAUUCAAAACUAUUUUGGAGCUGAUGGUGUAUUCAAAGGGGGAGAGAAGCAGAAGAAUAAUGUCCCUUCCCGCUGCGUGAAACAGGAGAAAAUGGACAGCAUGAAGAAGAAGUUUGCAGUCGACAAGGAUGAACUAACUGCUUCACUAUAUCUGAGAAUGUUUGGGAAUGAAAUAGCCUUCCAUCAUUUCAAUGAAGAUGAACUAAGGUCACUAAAAAAUAAAUUCAGCGGCAAGGACAUUUUGGAUUCAUUUACCAAAGGUCAGGACAUUUCCUUCACCCAAAGUGCCAUGUUCAUGGAUUCAAGUGUGUCUGUGCCAACAGUAGCAGGUAUUGCAUUGACCCUGAGCAUUAAUGGAACAGCUACUGUGGAGCUGAUUGCCAGCAGCAAAAUGGACUUUAGAAAGUUUACUAUGAAAAAGAUGGAAGCAAAUUUUGACAUUAGACCCAGUGGAGCAGUGCAACUGUCUUGCAUGAUGAGCCUCAAUGCAGGCAUCACAAGAGCUGGCCUCAAAAUGGUAACAACCCUACACUCCAGCACAUCAGCCUCUGGCAGCAUGGAUCUUACCAAUGGCCAAGUGCUUAGUGUGGACUUGGACACACCCAAAAGAAACAUGGAAAUUAUUGAUGUCAAGUCAGAAUUUUUCUUGAUUCACAACAAGGCAGAAGCCAAGCAGCAAGUGGCAAAAAAUCAGGUCACCAAGAGGUCUUGUUCUCCUGAAUCUGUGCUGAAGGUUCUGGGCUAUGAGUUGUGUGGUGCAGUGUCAUUCAUCAAUGCUACUAGCGAUGAUAGCGCACCAUAUUUUCCCCUAACAGGACCUGUUUCAAUAAGUGCUACUAUUCACAAAAAAGAUGCUCCAAAAGGAUUUAGGCUUCUUGGAAAGCUUAUUCACAACAAGGCAACAUCAAUAGCCCAGCUGUCAUUUGACACCCCAGGAUCCUUGGUGGAAAGGGCUAUAAACAUUGGCUACUUCCUUGACACUCAGGUCAGGUCUGCGGAAGUUGAACUGAGCUCUCCAUGGAAAAAAGUCCUGGUAAAAGGAUCAUACACUGUUGAACCAAAAACAAGGAAGCUGUUAGCAACUGUCCUAGACGAUGGAAGAGAAUAUACUUUGCAGAUUCAGCUAGACGAAGAUAAGCAAAAGAAGAAGACUGUCUACACUCCAACACUGGAAAUUUCCAGACCACGAGAUUCUAAACUGUUGUCAAAGGCACCUGAGAAGUUGAGCAUCGGAGGAACCGUAACUGUAGAAGAUGAUUACAGUGACAUUUCGGGUGUUGUCAGCAUCAAGUCCGGUCUUGAACCAGACCCUAUUGAAUUGAAAGCAAACUAUGUCAAUAAAGAGAAGCAAAACACAAUAUCAGGAUCCUUAACUCUAAACCAAAAAAGGGUGUAUUCAGCUACAUUCCAAGUUGUGAAGGACAUUGCAAAAGGCAAACUUUUAUCUGGAAAAAUUGAGCCAACCAUUCUUAUCUCAAUUCCUUCAAAGCGGCUGUUCCUGCUGUCAGGUGUGGUUGACUUUAAGGAGGAAAAGCUCUUCAAGACAGAUAUUAAAAUUACAAUGGAUGAGACUUUGAAACAGCCCAUCAUUUUGGAUACAAAAAUAACGAAGCAGAAAAAGAAGACUAACAAUCGCUUCAGCACGGACACAACCCUUGCUUCACAGUUUGGAACAUUCAAAGUCAAAGGAUCCUUUGAAACAUCCUCUAGCCCAAACAGAAAAGACCCACUCUUUAAUAGCAAAGUUGCAGUUGAAUAUAAUCUCCCAGUUUUGGCAAAUAAGGCCUUGCAAAAGAACAAGCUCAACUUCAAUGCAAAAGUGCAGGAUAAAAGUUCCAACAAGCUAAAGAAAUAUGAAGUUGCUAUAAACAUGGACAGCAAAAACUACCAAGACGCUAGCUUCAUUUCCAAUUUUGAAGUCAGCAGAGAGGAAUCCUUCACAAAAGCCCUUGUGGCAUUGAAAACAGGACCAAAAGCCAAGUUUACCAACGACAAGACCCAUGAGCUAAGACUGGAACUAUCCAUCAACCACAAGCUUGAUAAAGAUUCUGCUAAUAUUGGAUAUGGUCUGCAGGUUCUUUACCCUGUCCAGAACAUCGAGUAUGAGAUCAAAGGAAAGCAUGAGCAUCACCUCAAGAACAAGUUCUCCUUUGAGACAUACAAUGCAGUUGUCUUUGGUAAAGGAAAGAGUGUAGAGCUUAGGAUCCUGGGAAAUAGCAACAGCAAGAAAGAUGACAACCUAGAUGCUUCUGGGUCACUUGAACUGAAUUUUCCAGCAUUUGAGAUUAAUGGUAGGAAAUACAAUAGCAGAAUGUACAAGCUAGGUACAUCCAUCGCCCAAAAUUCUGACAAGGAAUACAUUCACACUGUUAAUCUACAGGUCAACGAUGACAAGCAUACAUUAGUCACAAAAUUUAAACGUCAAAAACAUAGCCAGUUUGACUUCUACUCUCAGCUUCAUGUAACUAGAGAUCCUCCUUUGAAGCUGACUCUGAUUGCUUCUCGUGACACUGAGAAUAUAAAAGGAUCUGCAGAGUUUUUCAUGAAUGGGGAUGUUUACUAUGGUGCUUUGAAUUCAGGGAUAAUUGGAGACAAGUAUCAGUCUCUUUCUUGGGACUUUGUUUGGCCAGAGAGACGGAUUAAAGGCUCCUUAGAAGCUGGUCAGAAGCAAGAGCCAAAUACCAUGAUGAAAUUUGAAAUUUUUUGGGAUGCGGACAAAGAUAUUACAAAGAAAAUUACAGCCGAUCUUAACUAUUCUUUUGAUAAUGGAAAACGGGCUCAGAAAACUGAUUUUAGCAUUACUAUCACCACUCCAUUUGAGAAUCACAAGAUCUACAGCUACAAGAGACUAGCUGAGUUGGCUGUCCGGGAACUGAAGGAUGAAUUCAAAAUUAUUUGGCAGAAAGCAGAAAAUGAAUGGUCCUAUUCCUUUUGGCUUUUCCUACCCCCAUCCUUAGAAAAGUUUGAAAUGAAAUCCAGAAUAAUAACCCCUUUAGACAGUUUGAGAAAAUUUGGCUUUGACAUUAAUCACAAGUUUGAUGGGUCUCGUUACUUAUCAUCCACGGUAAAAGGAGCAUACAAUGACGAUGAGAUGACUGUGUCAGUGCUAAUAGCCAACACUGGGGACAAGGUGAGAAACAACUUGGACAGCUCAUUCACCAUCAUUUCUACCUUGCCCAAAUACAGAAAUGUAGUCCUAAAAGUCAGACACAAUGAUGAUGGUAGAGUAUACUCCACAGAGCUCUUGUACGAAAGAAAUUCAGAACAAUACAAAGCCACUUUUUAUACCACUUACUUCAGACUUCACUAUCACCUGCAUGUUGAUUCAAAGUUGGAGCUGACCAUUCCAACAGAGAAGCCAAUUGUUUUCACAUGGGUGCAUGCCAACACACUGACAAAUCUCAACUCAACAGUCACUCUGAACUGGAAACCAGAAUAUGACACCAAGUUAGAUGUAGGUGUCAAAUUCAACAAAGCUGAGAAAGAUUAUGCAUUGGAUGUUGCUAUCUCUGGGCCAUGGAAGGAAUUUAAAGACUUUGAAAUUCAGUACAGACACAACAUGAUGAUGGAUAUAUUAGGCUCUUACUAUAUGCGCAUCAACAAGGACCCCAAACUGACAGUCAGAUCCACAUACAAAUACACAAGUUCGGAUUUAAAAUGGGAUUACGAUUAUUCGAAUGGAAAUUACAAGGGAGCUCUCACGGCUCGGUUUGAGCACUAUCCUUACACUGUUCUGUUUGAGCAGACAUUGGCUGGUGUGGACGACAACAGGUGGGAAGAGAGGAAAAUUGUUUUUGAUGGAUCUGUUGACAAAACCUAUUCUGAUGGCUGGUCAGCCAAUGCUAAGUUAGUGACUCCAUGGAAUGAAGUUAGAAAUGUAGAUAUUCGUGGAAAUCUCCAGAAAACCUCCCAGUCCCAGUGGAAAUUUGAUUCCGUGGUUAUGCUCGGUGUUCGUAAACAGAUAACAGUAGACUUCACCGUGGAUACAGCUGAGUGGUCAGAGAUGAAUGCAUUGAUUAAAACACCAUACAAAGAGAUGAACAGUUUGAGCUUUGGGUUCUCAAAGGAAACCGUUGACAAACUGUAUAGUUCAGGAGCAUAUAUUGAGAUACUGCCACUCUUCAAGAAGGUCAUUGUGGAACAGUCAGUAUCCUUUGAACCUGAUUUCACCUCCAGAUAUUACAUUGACCUCCCAGAGACUGAUAUCAAAUUUAUUGAGAUCAAUGUUUACCAUGCUGAGCAAAGAAGAGGUUACAACACAGUAGUUAAGGUCAACUAUUAUCCAGAGAAAGAACUGAGCUUAAAUUUCAAUGGAAAAUUCAAUAAAAAUAAAUUUCCAGAAAACACAAAAGUCUUGCUGGAUCUUGUAACUCCAUUUGAUGUUGUUCCUGCAGUGAGUAUCACCGGUGAGUUAGACAAAAACCAAGGAAAAUGGGUGGGUCUUUUUGAGAUAACAUCAGAAACCAAGGGAUUUGAGCAUCUGAAAAUCACAAUGGUGCAUGCGGCCACUAACUCCUCCUGCUACAAUGACUUUCAGGUGGAGUCUUCUUUAGCAGAGACAAUCGAUAUUGGAAUGCAUUUUGACUGGGGAGACAUGGCAGCAGUAAAUAUCACCCUGAAUGCUCCUAGUGUCAGUCGGGCUAUGAUUGGAUUCAAGCAGAAUUCAAAGUCCUGGACUGAUUUUCAGCAUAAAGUAUUUGCGGAAAUUGUUGGAUACAACUUGGAUAUGGAUGUCGGUCUUAAACAUGAUGAAGAUGUCACAAAAGUCUGGCUUUUAUAUGCAUACCCUGGAGCCGAUCACAGCUAUCUGAAAACAUCCAUCCAUCGCAUUGGUAAUUCAGCCAAUGACUUUGAUGUUGGGGGUUUCCUUCAAGUGGGAAAAGACUCUAAGCCUUACAAUAUCUCUAUGCAGUAUGCAAUGCUGGAUACCAAAGUUGCCAUUGGUACAACUCUGGAGACACCUUUCACGAAAUCUCUCUCGUACUAUGUGAAAAAUGAAAAAAAGGAGGAUGAUGAGUACGUCACAGUGUUGUAUGGGAAAUAUGACACAGGAUACUUAGUUGACUCCUCUUCAGCUCAAAAAAUAUCUGACAAAGCAGUUGAAUUUAGCACCAGAAAUGAGUAUCUCUUUGAUGGCAAAGGUCAUAAAAGUGGCACUAAAGUUUCUGCCUCUUGGUCUGAACAUGAACAAGAAGCUGAGGUUGAGGCUUACUAUAAUGAUCACUGGGCUAGAACACAGGUGAUUAGAAAAGCAGAAAUUCCAAAAGAGUCAGAAAGGACUGAGAAAUUUGAUAUUUUGUUGUUCACACCAUACACUGACUACAAAGAUAUCGGCAUGCAUGUUACACUUAAUAUUGAAAACAGCAAGUACCAUGGAACAUGCAGUUUUGAAUACAUGGAUGAGCAUGAAGCUUUGCUGACAUAUGGUCUGACCAUUCCAAAUGAUAAUGAAGCCAACUUGGAAGCAGCCUUACUGAUACCGAUUGAAAACUACCAAAGAAAUACUCUCAACUAUCAUCAUACUACAGAUAAAAAUCAGUUCAUUGCUGAUGCAGAAAUCAUCACUGGGAAGGGUGAGCACCUGACAGGAAAGAUAGAGUUCAAGAACAAUGAAGAUUACAUUAUAACUCUAACAGGACCAGUUGAGCAGUUCAAAUCCCUAGUAUUAUCUGGAAAAUACAAUGAAAAACAAAAGAAAGUCAAUGGAAAGGCUCAACUGAUUUUGGCUCUAAAUUCUAUGCCCGCUGUCCUGGAAUAUGACAUUGCAAUCAACAACCAUCCUGUAACAAUGAAUUUCAAACUGAAAAGUCCAUAUGAAAAUGUACAGAAUGCAAACCUGGUCAUUGAGCAUGAAGGUCAAGAAUGGAAAAAUUUCAGAAAUAAAGCCAUCCUGACCUCUGAGAGAAUUGGUGAAAUCAAAAGUGAAACCACAUGGAAGUUUGGUUCAGUUACCAACAUGGAAGGUAAAACUGUGCUCACAAGUUCCCUCAAAAACAUGGAGAAUCUCAAAUUUGAUUUCAGCACCAGCGACUCUAGUGGCAGCCAGGUAUCCUAUGUUAAAGUUGGCUGGCGUGAAGACAAAGAGAUUGCAUUGAACAACAGCUGGAAUCUGAAAAAGGCAGGUGAAAACACAAAGUUCACUACCAGCUUGGGAAUGUCAACUCCAUUCAAUGAAGUUAAGACAACAAACAUUAAGCUUUCUCAUAGUCACACAGAUCAGAUGUUCAGUGAAGGUGUUGCACUCUCUCAUAACGGUCAGACUUACCUAGAUGCUGAUCUCAGCUACCAGUAUUCGGGUAAAAAUGAAGCCAUUGUUGAAAUCAGAAACCCUAGACCAAUGACACUUGUAGUUACUGGAUCAGCAACAAAAGAGCUACUCGACGGUACCAUUAAUUUCAAAUGGGAUAAACGCUCACCUGAAGCCCAAAUUGAGAUCAUUACCAGUCUUGCUGACAGAUCUGAGUUCUCGAACAUUGACAAGGAGUUUAAGUUCAAGGCCAUUCACCCAGUAAGAAUCAUGGGAAUAGAUUGUUCCUACAAGAAAGCCAACAAUGAAAUCAUCAGCUCUGGUCUGAUUACAUGGGAUGAACAGAAUGGAAACACUUUCUCCUAUGAUCUGGCUUGGAUCAAUCGCACAUCAGUUUACAGCCAAAUGCAUGAAGGUCAUGUCAAGUUAGGUGUUCCUCAGCGCAGUGUCAAAGUUCAAGGCUCCUACUCUGAUUCAGGCUCCAGCAUAACUACCAGCAGUGCAGUCUGGUGGGACGCUGACAGAGAUGAAAAGAAGAAGGUAACCAUGAGUACCAAUGUAGAGACCAGAGAAAAUCUCAAACGGGUUGGACUGAACAUUAAUUUGCCUUACAUUAACAAGCAACUUAAUCUGGAUGGAACCACAAGAGAAAACUAUGGAUCAACAAUUUCAGACAGUCGAGCAGAAAUUUCUUAUUCAUCUGACCCCAGGAAAUUGAUUGUAGUGACAUCUAAAAUCAGUAACUCAGAAAUCAGUUCACCUACCAACUAUAAUUAUACCAUUGACAUUGGAUUUGAGCAUCCAGUCACUGACAUUGACCUGAAGCUGUCAUCUCACUUGGCUCAUGUAGACAGCGUUUGUUCAGCAGGCAGCCAGUUGGUUUUUUUGACAGUCAACAAAGAAAAGAAAAAUCUGGCAUUCUGGACAAAGCUGGACAGAGCUCAGAAAAAUCUGCAAAUAAAGGUCGUCACUCCACUGAAGACUGUUGGUGUCGAAGGUCAAAUGAACAGCCUUCCUAAUCAACAUCACAUGUUCCUGAAGAGCUAUGAAGACAAUAAGCAGGCCCUUAAACUUGAUGUGAUUGUGGAUUCUAGAAGACGCAACCUAGACAUCGAGUUUAAUUAUGAUCAAGACGAUCCCAGCAAACUAGUGAAAUUCACUGGCCAUUUUGUAAAUGACAGUGCAUUACGCAUAGAUAUGAUUACCCAAGAUGGAAGACAGACAAGCUCAGAAAGCAUGAUAGCAGUACGGCUGAACACAUCUAACAUACUGCACACACGUAUACUCUGGAAGCCCAAGCUUCUGCAUGAGAUGCAGACUUUUGUUGGUACAAAAGUUACUGCAUUCUCCUAUACAGCAAAUGAAGCUUUCUCCAAUGCUGUAGAUUCAGUUGGCUCUGAGGUCAAAGCUAAGUACCAGCUGAUCUCCAGUGAACUGCAGUCAGAAAUUUCUCAUGUGUUCAAACUUAUGGACAAGGAAAUGGAAAGCCUCAGUGUCCAGAUGGAUACACUGAAAACAGAGUUCCGUCGAUUCUAUCAACGAAAUGAUCUUUUCAUCAGAGAUAUGGGAGAGCAAAUGAAAUCUGCAUUUGAUGAACUAACAGAACAAAUUCAAGGACUUGUCAGAAGCUAUGGCUCUUACCGUGCCGCUAUUACAAAGGCAACUAAUGAUUGGUUAGCAAUUCUUAGAGCUUAUCCAAUUGCUCAGAAAUAUGCCUUGGCCAUUGAGCAGCUUACAGCAGGGUUAAAGAACUUGCGGCAGGUUCUGGAAGAGGCACUAGAUGAUGUUGCCACAGAACUGAAUCAGUUCUCAGCUGUAUCUUACAGACAGUACCUGGAAAUUUCAAGAGCCAUUGACCGAAAAUUGAGUAGUUAUACUAGGUCUCUUCAAGAACUACCCAUGUAUCGCAAAAUGAUGGAACAGAAAUCCCGUAUGGAGCAGCUGGGUGUGAAAACAUGGCCAGAAUGGACACAACUCUACAACACCUUAUACUUGAAGGGACAGGAAAUGCUGCAGGAUCAGUAUCACGAUAUCAUGUCUCGGCCAGAAUUCCAACAUAUGCAUGCCGUAGCUAGUGAGAUUCACCAACAGAUUACACACUGGAACAUGGAGCAGACCAUGGAUGCAGGAGUUAAACGCAUAAUUGACCUGAGCAAGAAUCUCAUACUGAUGGAACUUAUGAAACUGAGAAGUUACCUGGUUGAUUUUGAAAAAUCACGAGUCAUUGUGUUUGACCCUGAAAGAGGAGAGCUCCAGUGUGAGAUUCAUCUACCCAUUCCACUGAAAUCCUUGACUGAGGCACCAGAAAUUAAGGUUGACAAAUAUUUCAACAGCAUGCAAAAAUGGGUGCAGAUUAAUGUGCCAUCAUUCAACUACAGCAUCUGGGAUACAUAUUACGAUUAUGUUCCUUCUUUAGAGCUUCCUCCAUUUGAAGCAUCAGCAUAUCUUAUCGGUGGCCAGCACUACAUUACCUUUGAUGAAACUCAUUUUGACUUCUCGAGCACAUGCAGUCACGUCUUGACACGAGAGCUGAUCAGUGACAAUUUCUCUGUAGUUGUUAACUACGAAUACAGAUCCCAGGGUGAUGGUGUCAAGAGCUUAUGCUUCUCUAUAGAGAAUUCUCUGACAUUUGAAAUUUUUACAAAUUAUAAGCUGGAAGUCAACAACCGUGAGACGGAAAUGCCAUUUAUCAGCGACAGAGUCAAGAUUGUCAGAGAAGGGGACUUCAUCCAUGUGGAGUAUGCUGGUGGCCUUGAAGCCUUGUGCAAUCCCCAACUUCAGCUCUAUAAGAUAACAGUCAAAGACUGGCAUCACGGCCAUGUGGCUGGACUACUUGGCACCUAUGACAAAGAAGCAUCUAAUGACAAACUGACCAGUCAGAUGACACAAGAUUUCGAGGUCAACCGCAGAUCUUGUGCUAGCAAAAAUGUGGCCCUCAGCCCUGAUCCUGCUCUUGACCUGGACAAUAUGUGUACGCAAAUAUUUGAUGACUCAUCAUCCAAGUUCAGACCUUGUUUUAAGCAGGUCGACCCAGCAGACUUUGUGCGGAUGUGUCAGAUCUACAUGAAAAAGAUGACUGACAAUGAAGCCAUUCACUUGGUCACUGAGCAGUACAGAUAUGUAUGCCAAGGUCAUGGUGUCUACAUUGGACCUCUCAAGGAUUAUAUUCCAUGUAAUGGUGAGAACUCCUUUAUUGUGGAAGGCAGUGAUCCAAUCUACCAAUCGGCCGAUGUUCUGUUUGUGGUAGAAGACAGUGUUUGUAACCAGUGGGCAGCAUCAUCCCUUAGUUCAGUUGUGUCAGAGAUUAACAAUGCCUUGACAAAUGAAGGCUUUAGAGACAACAAGUUUGGACUGCAGGGAUACGGAGGUGUAGUUUCCAAAGAUGUGUCAGUUCGGACAAUUAAUGGGCAUCAUUUUGGAGAGGCAUCACUAUUUUUGAAAGCAGCAGAGACACUCAGACUUGCAGACAACACUGAUCCUGGAGAUCUUGCCAGUGCUGUCAGGUCAGCCAUGGCCUACCCAUUCAGACCUGGAGUUGCAAAG